This is a messenger RNA of Dreissena polymorpha, 2742 nucleotides long. RefSeq lists its product as uncharacterized. The record is from RefSeq and is a predicted model, not a curated record. The coding region runs from base 211 to 2742 and encodes 843 amino acids. NCBI's taxonomy places the organism in Eukaryota, Metazoa, Mollusca, Bivalvia, Myida, Dreissenidae. The transcript has 10 exons.
GAAUGCGAUCAAUAAUAUACGUAUGUUAUCAGCACAUCAUCCCACGUGCUGUGACAAACAGUGAUAUAGGGAUAUAUUUAGCAAUGGUCCUUUUCAAGAAAUGUAGUUUCGUUUUUCAAUUGUUAUCAUAAUGUAUAACAGUCUUUGAUGGACUAAACAACUCAGAGCAUAUCAGUAGAAUAGAAGUCUGAGAUGUAACAAACAGCAGCUAUGAAGUGCCCAAAUGCCGACUGUGGGACGGUGCAAAGUGAGGGGAAAUUCUGCAUCGAAUGUGGAACACAAUUUGAGCCAAGAAAAACAGAGCUUAUAAACUGUACUGGAAAAGAUGGCGAUGGUAAACCAUGCGACGCAGCUAUCAAAUCGAUUCAAAAGUUCUGUUUUAACUGUGGCAGAAAAGUUGACCCAAACGAGUUUAUUAUUGGGAGUUGCCAACAAUGUGGCGCAGAAUGUCCUGUUACCGAGAGGAUGUGCAAGGUGUGCUUAGAAACCGAGUCAACAGGCGAAGGGGACUCUGUAUCGAUAACAAUCACGCACACAGAACCAAACAGUGGCGAUGAUGACAUAUCAGUUAAUAAAAAUUCUGCUAUGGCUCAAAGUAAGGAAACGUCUGAUGCUCAGGAGGAUCAACCUCAAACAUCUUUUUUGGAGAGUAAUCCAGAAGAACAUUUGGAGAAUAAAUCAGAAGAACCCCUGCAAAGUACAACAAGUACGCGUCAUGAUGGACCUGAACCAGAGGUUAUUCAGGUGGAAAAGAGUGAUACCAUUAUAGAAAAUCAGAUACAGAAUGACAUUAGCAAGCUUGUUGCUAUAUCGGACAAUCCUGUAAAGAUUAUUGACGAUAAGGCAGAUGUUCAAGAACAAAAAACAAACUUGAGAGGUUACGGAAAGUAUCCCAUUCUACGAUCAAUCUCGUUAGCAUCGGGUAAUGCUGCACCCUCUUUACAGCCACCAACUUCAGAAAUCAAAGAUGAAAAUUCCUACAAGAUUGAAACUGAAGUAAAUACUGACAGUGUUACUGACUUCGCUUCAGGAAAUGAUGAAAAUACAUCAAAGACAUCACAAAUGGGAACAUUUGAUAAUACCAUGGAUCCUUCCUACCAAUCUUAUGUUUCAAAAAGCAGGAGUGAUAACGACAAUAUUGUACUUGAUCGCGCAGAUGACAAGCAACAGUUAAACUUAGAUGAUGAAACUGCUGCUAGUGUUAUGUCUGAACGAAGUGAGAGUAUUAAUUCGGAUGAUGAUGAGUCUGGUUCGGAUUUUGAUGAGAAUGAGGAACAAGUUAUUGAUAAAAACAGCCAACACGAUACAAAAUCUAUUGUAAAAGGAAAACGAACAAGAAUUAGGAAACACACAAAUAACCCAGCGGGCUCAAAAGCAAAGAGACGACUUAAACAUGAGAAAAAAUCCGAACAAUUGCGUGCUAAACAGGAACAAACACACCACGUUAAGGAAGGAAAAGAUGAUUAUCAACCUAAAGAUUCUACAUCAAAUGACUCUUCACAAAAUAAAACUGUUCCAAAGAAGGUUUUUGGGAUGGAGAAAGACGCUACAUUGGCAGGAAAAACAAGUACUGAUGAUGAUACAGGGGAAGUCCAAACUGAACUAAAAAGUGUCGCUUUGUUGUUCAUUGAAAAUGAGAAAAAACUUACACAGACUUCAACACAUGCUCAUUCAGCAACUCAAAACACAAACAUUGCAAAUGUGAACUAUUCUGUGCAAACCAAGAAAACAACUUCUGGCAGUUCUGAACAAAAAAGUAUGACGGACAAUAAUAAAACUCGGAAGAACCAAUCACAAGAAUGCGUUGAUAUGAAGACUCAACAGCCGACGCUGCCAGCAGAUAACUCGAGGGACAUGGUCACAGUUAUUUUUCACGCUCUGGUUGCUAAGAAGAUGCUGGCAAAUGGAGGGAAAGUGGUUUUGGUAUUUGAUUUAGAUGAAUGGAAGACUAAUACACAGGAAGCUAAUAAAGGAAGAGAAUUUGGAAAGUUUGUUGAAUAUACAUACGUGCGACAGAUUCACAAAAGCAAUUUGACUAAGGGAGUCCAAUACAAAUAUUGUAUUGUUUUGAGUGAAACAAAUGUCGUGUUUGAAGAUUAUUUCAUUCAUAGAACAAUGAAUAAAGCAGAUAACAGAAAAGUCGUUCUGCCAAACGGACAGCAAGUACAAACCUGGCACCAAUAUGAUGGCAUGGUAAUUAAAGCAAACGACAAAGGCCUUUUGAAAAAGUUUUGGGACUUCCUUCGAGACAAAGUGAAGAAAACCUGUGAAAAGCAUCUGAAGCUUUUUGUUAGUGCGUUUGCGCCCCUUUGGUUCAGACCAGAAGCAGAUAUGAACUCGUUAUCAGAAACUUUUCGAGAAUCACUCGAGAGCCUUGAUGCUAUUAUUGGGGGUUUACGGAAGGUUUAUCGGUAUGAUGCGAACUUAUUUGACAAUGAUCAACGUUUUCUCAAACAGAUUGCAGAUGUUCUGUUCGACCCAAUAUUGAAAAGUUUGCAGAAAAACCCUACUCAUGGACAACGGGUUACACACGCAAUGGUUAUAGCAAUCGUCUGUCACAGAUUGCAAGUUGUUUUGUCGCAUGAACAUUGGCAGCUCAUUUGUAGAUGCAUGCAUGUGAAUCCAGAUCCACAUAAAAAGACAUGCCAUGAAUUAUUGGAGUUGAAAACAUCUUUCCAAAAUGAGUAUGUGUUAGCCAUUGUGUUCAUAUUGUUUGCGAUUAAAAAGUACACUAAAAAAUGA